This is a messenger RNA of Sporothrix schenckii 1099-18, 408 nucleotides long. RefSeq lists its product as uncharacterized. Lineage: Eukaryota; Fungi; Ascomycota; Sordariomycetes; Ophiostomatales; Ophiostomataceae. The record is from RefSeq and is a predicted model, not a curated record. The coding region runs from base 1 to 408 and encodes 135 amino acids. The transcript has a single exon.
AUGAAGGGCGCCAGAAAGGCAGAGAAUGUGCUAGCAAGAAGACGCAAGCCGGAAGUGUCUCUCGGUGGGGCGUUGGGCAUUGGAAUGCGAUACUCUGCACUCUACACAAAGCAGAGACGGAGGGCGGACGGCAGACGAGGGCAGAGGCUGAGGGCAAAGACGGGAAGACGCAGAAAGAAGCACAAAGUGCUCAAAGAGCAAAAGACUCACUUGGUGAUAGUUGCGACGCCAAAGUGUCGAAGAGCUCGAGGACGAUGUGCAAAGGUCGCAGAGGGCGGAGAGGAGGACGACAAAAGAAGCACGGAGAGAAAAGGAGGCCUGGUCGAGGAGGAAAAGGGAACACGACGGGCUGGUUUUGCUGGAGUAUUCGUUUUUCUUCUUUGGUUUUCUGUUUUCGGUCCUGUCUGA